UUAUUGAUCCUAGGUCUUUCGCGUUCAAGGAGGCUCGAAAUUUUCACCCAGCGUAGAAAAAUUGGAUUUCCCUCACGUUAGAGAGUUUUAAGUUCCAUUUUCCAACACUCUGGUGAUUCGGCGUGUGUUGGGCGCUGAUUUCAUAUACAUUUAACCGGAAUCACGUACUAAAACAUAGGGUGAAACACGGUUUUUUAACUAUUCUACAUAUGGUUAUGUCAUUAUGGUGAAUGGAUCAAAUUCCAUACAAAUCAAUCAAAUUCUAAUUGAAAGUGUCAAACAUCGCAUUGAAGAAUGAAUGAAUGAUCGUCUGUAAAACAAAAUAUUUGUCGAAAGUGCUUUGAUUGAUUCAAAAGCUCAGUGAUAAGUUAAAACCAGAAAAAAGUGCUUAGACAAAUCUAGUUUAGUCUAGUUUUGAGUGCUUAGAAAAUUCCAAAAUGCAACCCUUUUCCAACAACGACUAUGGGGGAAACGAAUAUGGAAAUUACGAUCAGCAGCAGCAACAACAGCAAUUUCCAAUGCAGCCACAAGGCGUCGCUAGGCCAAUGGUGGAUCCGGAAGCGAUGGGGGAGGUCGAUCCAACUCUCUACCCUCAAGCGAAGGAAUCUACGCACAAAAUCCGCGGCAGGUCGGACAUCCUGGAGAUGCUGUGCGGAACCGUGGACCAGGAGCUGCUCCCAGUGAAGACGUUCUACUUCUUCUUCUACGCAGCUUUUGGAUCACUGUUUCCGCUAAUGGGAGUUUACUUCAAACAAAUGGGCAUGAAUCCGGGUCAGUGUGGACUGUUGAUUGGCACCCGUCCGUUUGUGGAAUUUCUAUCGGCACCGUUUUGGGGAAGCUAUGCUGACCGUUGCAAGAAGGGUAAAAUGCUGCUGCUGGCUUCCCUUGCCGCUUGGAUUCUCUUCACGCUGCCGAUAGGAUUCAUCCAACCCCCGGCAACCAGCUGUAUCGAGAGGAAAAAUUCAACCGACUUCGAGCUGCGCACCCCACAAGUCCAACGGAUUCUGAAACGAUCCAUCGACGAGAAAAUGCUCGAAGAGGCUUCAUUUGGCAAAUUUACCGACUUUGAUGGCCAUUUCACGCGAGUUGAACGUGCUGCACGACCUGUGGCUGCGGCUGGUCAAUCUCCAUUGGGAGUUAGCUAUGCCAACAACUUCAAUGAAAAGCUGCACUACGAUUGGGUUUCACCGUUGUUUUCGUCGAUCGUCUACAGAACUGCUGAUAUCCAAAAAGCUUUCUUCCUGCUUCUGCUGUUGGUAGUCAUCGGAGAGUUUUUCAGUGCCCCAGCUAUCACCCUGGCCGACUCAGCCGUUAUAACACUCUUGGGAGAAGAUGCCGAUCGGUACGGCCAUCAGCGAAUGUUUGGCUCCCUCGGUUGGGGUCUGGCAAUGUUCUUCGUGGGUAUUGCUUUGGAUCACUCGACAGCUUUCCCCGAUCACCCCUGCGGUCCCGAGAAACAGGAGAAGAACUACUCGAUAUGUUUUGCCACCUUUUCCGUUUUGAUGGGAGCUGCGUUGAUUUCGGCGACCCAAAUUAGCUUCAAAUACGACUACUCGGAACCCCAAGAAAUACAAGUGGAGAAACCUCCCCAGGAACCAACUCGUGAAGAACAGAUGCAGGAUCAGCUUGCCCAACAGCUGCAAUUGCCUGCACUGGCCGCAUCUGGAGGUGGCAUGGCCAGUGCUGCGCCUCCGGCUCAAGCCCUUGGUGCUCAGACUAAAAUAUUUGCACAAACAACUCGCGAGAUUCCCGAAUGGAUCACCGUCAUCAAGCAGUUCAAAGACCUGAAAUGUGCCUCGUUCCUAUUCGUGGCUUGGUUCAUGGGAUUCGGCAUCGGGUUGAUUUUCACGUUCCUAUUCUGGCAUCUGCAGGAUUACGGCGGUUCUCCAACGUUGUUCGGAGUUGCCUCGGUCAUUAACCACAUUUCCGAAAUAUUUGCUUACUUCUUCAGUUUUCGACUCAUCACCCAAAUUGGACAUGUUAAGGUUCUCUGCCUCGGCUUAGUCGGCAACAUCUUACGUUUCCUCUAUAUUUCAUACCUAAAAAAUCCGUGGUGGGUGCUGCCAUUCGAGUUCAUGCAAGGAAUAACCCAUGCCGCUGUUUGGGCUGCCUGUUGUUCUUACAUUGCCCACAAUACCCCGCAGCAGUUGAGAGCAUCCGCUCAAGGCGUGCUUCAAGGACUUCAUCACGGUUUAGGUCGAGGUUGUGGAGCCGUCAUCGGAGGCAUGUUCGUAAACUACUUCGGCACAACGGCCACAUUCCGUGGCUAUGGAGUCAUCUGCAUCUUCGUCUUAGCCGGAUUUGUGUUCAUCAAUUUCUAUCGAAAAGAGCAGGGUUUCAUAUCUGAAAUUCCUACAACGGAAGAUCCUCAUCAGGUUGCCGAAGAAACCUCUCAUCUGGCUCCACAUGGUGUUCCGAGUAAUCCUAUCCCUCGAGCCCUCUCAAGUACGCGACUCAACGAAAUCGGAACUCAAAAUGCGGAUAACGGAUAUGGAACCUAUCAAACCACUGGAGGAGCUUUGGACGUUCCUGGCGGUGCUCCGCGAAAUCCAUUUGCAGCACCUCAGCAGCCUAAUAAUGCGUACGGUGGCAAUCAGUAUUAAUUGAUCAAGGAAUCAUUAAAGCCGUCGUCGUAUGAAAUAGGUUAGAUAUUGCAUGUCAUAAACGAUCACUAAUGCCACACUCAUCGGACGUAUCCAUACGUCUUUUACGUAAUAUGGUUCGUUUGUUGUACCCCACCAAAAAUUGGAUCUCCUGAUGCAUUCUCCCAAAUAGUGAAAACAAAAUCAUCAUACCACCACCAUGCUUCUCAGUUUCCGAAAUUUUCGUUCUGUUGGAAUUAUUUUAAAUCAUACAAAAUCGAUAACAUCUAAGCGCUUUCCGAAGUUACAAUCAUUAAGGCUUAUAUAUUACUACUAUAAACAAAGCAACUAGAUUCAAAAAAAUAGUACUAGAAAGCUCAGUUAAGCUAUCUUCACACUAGUUUCUUUCGCAAUAAAUUAUAUAAAACAAAACUAGUGUGAUCAAAAAUUACUAACACUAUUACUAAAUACUUACGAAACUAACUGUCUAUUUUUAGGAAUGAUAUAAGAAGAUAAUUCUUAAAGCAUUAUUUUUGAAGCAACAAAAUCGCAUCUAAGUUGUGUUAUUCUACGAAAAACAAUCGAAUUUAUGUUGAUUUAUAAGAGAGACUUUACUUAAUUGUUGAUGUUUUUGGGUUUUUAACGAAUGUCAUUAUUGUUAUCGUUACUGCACCGCGACUAUCGACUUCGAAACCACGAUUAAAUGUUAAGGCUUGACCUCUUCGGUGUACGUUUUAUGCACGCAAAAUUUACCAAUCAAUUGCACAACGAAAACUCGUCCACCUGAAUGUCUGAAUCAGGAUUUAUUUUAACAAUGUUUUUGAAAUCGUCGUGAAAAUCGAGCAACACAAUUGCUAAUAUAUGUAUAUGUACCGUAAUGGCAGCAAAAGCUUUAUUGAACAAUGUCUUAUCGCAUAUCAGUUUUCACUACAAAUUUUAAAGAAAAACAGAAUAUUUAAAUAUUGAACAAAAUGUUGUGGAAUACUAUUUACGAUAUAUAUACAUAUACCUGAGAAAAAUGUUCCCUUUCUUGGAAUUAAACAAUAUUUCACUAAAAUGUUAAGAUACCCUCGGGCAAAUUUCUCAUCUUGAAGGAAAUCUAAGAAAGAAAAGCUGCAACUCGGUUAUUUUUAGCCUUACGAAUCCAACUGAGAACUCUCUACUUGGACGAGCUCCAAAACUAUUUGAUUGUCAACCAGCUGAACAUUUGAUCCUCAGUCAAGACAAAUAGUAUAUGGUACAUCAUUAUUUUUCUCUCAUCCCUGUGUAGUAGAAUACGAUGUUGGAUGGGAUAUUCUUGAUUUUAUUUGCUUUUAAUCGCAUGUUGAACGUUCAAAUAGAUUUUCAAAUGCUUGAGUUGUUAUGUAAAAUUAAAAUUAUAAAUUAUACUAUUUUUAACCAUAUUCCUAUUUGCAAAUGUUUGACAUUAUUUGUCACAAUACAAUUCCACACAUGGAAGUUCAUACUAAUGCAGCAAGAAGAGAUUUCGUUUCCCUCAUGUUAGAACGAAGAUCGCAUCCAACGUCGCAUUUCAUUUGACUGAUAGAAACAAAAGCAGAGGUUUUAAGUAUGCGUACAGCAACAAAAAUAGUCGUAUUAUUAAGUAGAUUGAACUAUAUAGUAUAAUAUAUCGAUCAAAAACACUCAAAUCGUAUUGAUGUUAAACAAGGGAGAAAGAAGAAACAGAUGUAAGCGAGACAUGACAUUAAAGAAAAUGAAAAUUAAAAGUAUUCGUGAUCUAAGAUUGGCAGAGAGUAUGUACAGCACUGAUAUUAAUGUAAUAUAUAAAUUACCAUAUAGAACUCACCAAAAAAUCUGCACUCCUAAACUAAAAUACAUUAAACGCGAAGACCGUUACAACAAAUAAACCAAUACAUAAAAUUA
Messenger RNA from Uranotaenia lowii, 4466 nucleotides. RefSeq names its product major facilitator superfamily domain-containing protein 6 (gene jef). The coding region runs from base 438 to 2603 and encodes 721 amino acids. The record is from RefSeq and is a predicted model, not a curated record. Gene Ontology annotation, cellular component: membrane. The transcript is spliced from 11 exons. NCBI's taxonomy places the organism in Eukaryota, Metazoa, Arthropoda, Insecta, Diptera, Culicidae.